AUGUCUGAAUUAAAAUUUUGUACAGAGAUUUUAGAAUCAUAUAUCGAUAUAUUGGCAGAUAUCGAUGGUUCUUAUACUAGUUGGGAUUCAGUAUCGAUAGCAUCAAAACAUAAUCUCAAAAAUCUUCAAGAAUCUGCAAACAGAACUAGGCCAGACUUUACCGUGCAAAAUUGUUCAAAUUAUGAUAUUUUUACUUUAGAAAGAAAAAAAGGUCGUUCAUUAUCUGAAAAUUUUCAAAUCUUUGGAGCAACGAUAGAAGGGUUUGAUAUUGUAAUUAAAAGAAUGAUAUCUAUUGAUCGAUAUGUUAUAAUGCAAGAAAUUUUUAUAAUUGAAGUUCCAUCCAGUAUUACAGAUUAUUAUAAGCUUAAAAGCUUACUUAGUAAAGUGAUAGCUUUGUCAGUCCUCAUCAAUCAAAGUCUGAAGGUUUUAAGAGAUAAUAUUAAUAGAGAUGUGAUCUGA
Messenger RNA from Cetraspora pellucida, 459 nucleotides. Lineage: Eukaryota; Fungi; Glomeromycota; Glomeromycetes; Diversisporales; Gigasporaceae. The record is from the annotation of a GenBank genome assembly.